UGCGUCUAGAAGAGCAGGAAAAACUUCAGCAGAGACUUGUCUUCUAAUAAUCAGCUCUACACAUUGUUCUCCAGACUCGGAUUAGGAGCGGAGCACUUCUGGAAGCGCGCGAACAUGGACGAUCUAGACGCCUUGCUUGCAGAUCUCGAGUCUUCCACUGCCCAUAUCUCCAAGUGCCCAGUGUUUCUUCCUGAGGAGACACCAUAUUCCUACCCCACCGGAGGGCACCUUUUUCAGGAUGACUCCCCUCCUCCGCCCCUGCCCCCUCCACCCACAUCUGAGGCCCUGAACGGAUCGCUGUCCCCGCGGCCGGACUCCCAGCACUCCUCGCAACAGUCUCUGGGCUCUGCUCAUAAAAGCACGUUGUCUCGGGACAGCAGCCCACCAGCCUCGCAUACAGAAGAAGACCACGUUUACAGUUUUCCUAACAAGCAGAAGCACUCAGACUCAUCGGCCACAGCCAUGACUUCUGCCCUGGGCAGCAACCUGUCUGAACUGGACCCCCUUCUUCUGGAACUCAACGCUGUACAGCAAAAUGCCCCAUCUUACUCCACUACAGAAGAUGUUGCACCUCCAUUGCCCCCCUGCAGUGUUGCCCACUAUAUCCAGGAAAAUGGAGCCCACCCAGGCAUCACACUGACACCGGCAGCCCAGGACAAGCCUCAGAGGAAUGGAACGAAGGGGACAGAUGAUGGCCGUCCCACUGUGGAAAGUCUUCUGAAUGAGUUGGAGAGCUCUGUGCCUUUCACAACGCCAAGCCCCUGUGCUCUGACGAGGGAAUUGACAGAUGGGCAGGUGGACACACCUUCCGAGCAGCAAGGCAGAAUAUCAGCCACCUCCGCUACACGAGAACUGGAUGAGCUCAUGGCCUGCCUGUCAGAUUUUAAGGUGCAGAGCAAUAUUAUGGCCCAGGGGAAGGGUCCACAACCACAGGUUAAUAAACUGGACAACAUGCUGGGCAGUCUUCAGUCUGACCUCCACAAGCUGGGAGUGCAGACGGUUGCUAAGGGAGUGUGUGGCGCCUGCUGCAAACCCAUUGUUGGCCAGGUGGUAACUGCCAUGGGGCGCACAUGGCAUCCAGAGCAUUUUGUGUGCACACACUGCCAGGAGGAGAUUGGUUCCAGAAACUUCUUUGAGAGGGAAGGACAGCCAUACUGUGAGAGAGAUUACCACCAUUUAUUCUCUCCGCGCUGCUAUUACUGUAACGGACCCAUACUGGAUAAAGUGGUGACGGCGUUAGACAGGACGUGGCAUCCUGAGCACUUUUUCUGUGCCCAGUGUGGGGCGUUCUUUGGUCCUGAAGGAUUUCAUGAGAAGGAUGGAAAGGCGUACUGUCGUAAAGACUACUUCGACCUGUUUGCUCCUAAAUGUGGCGGUUGUGCUCGUGCCAUCCUGGAGAAUUACAUCUCUGCUCUGAGCGCCCUCUGGCAUCCAGAGUGUUUUGUGUGCAGGGAGUGCUUCACACCCUUCGUUAACGGCAGUUUCUUCGAGCAUGACGGUCAGCCGUACUGUGAGGUUCAUUAUCACUCCCGACGCGGGUCGCUGUGUUCCGGCUGUCAGAAACCCAUCACGGGCCGCUGCAUCACAGCCAUGGGCAAGAAGUUUCAUCCUGAGCACUUUGUCUGUGCCUUCUGCCUCAAGCAGCUCAACAAGGGCACCUUCAAAGAGCAAAACGAGAAGCCUUACUGCCAGGGCUGCUUCAUCAAGCUCUUCAGCUAGAAAGAUGCCUGACUGACUGAGAGUGAGUGUGAG
This is a messenger RNA of Sinocyclocheilus rhinocerous, 1752 nucleotides long. RefSeq names its product paxillin b (gene pxnb). The record is from RefSeq and is a predicted model, not a curated record. Gene Ontology annotation, biological process: transforming growth factor beta receptor signaling pathway; substrate adhesion-dependent cell spreading; endothelial cell migration. The transcript is spliced from 12 exons. Bases 115 to 1719 code for a protein of 534 amino acids. Lineage: Eukaryota; Metazoa; Chordata; Actinopteri; Cypriniformes; Cyprinidae.